Molecule: messenger RNA, 348 nt
Organism: Hipposideros armiger (great roundleaf bat)
Lineage: Eukaryota; Metazoa; Chordata; Mammalia; Chiroptera; Hipposideridae
Gene: DYDC1
Product: DPY30 domain containing 1
Exons: 5
Coding region: 1-348 (115 amino acids)
Source: RefSeq, a predicted model, not a curated record
AUGGCAAGACAAAAAGAAAUGGCGGACUUGAAGCGGGAACGAGAACUAGCUCGAAUGGAGCAGGAAAUGAUGGAGAGACUUAAAGUAGAGGAGCUCAUGUUUCAGCAGCAACAACUGGAGUUGGAAAUGCAAGAAAAAGAGAGACAGAGACUAGAAGAAUUACAGAGAGCUCAAGAACAUUUAGAGAAGGGUACAGCAGCAGACUCAGGCAAGACACUCGCUGAAAUCAGUGACCGAUAUGGGGCACCCAACCUGAGCAGAGUGGAAGAAGUUGACGAAACAGUGCUAUCUGAUGUAAAUAUAGAGAAAGAUAUUUUGAGUGAAGUGGAUGAAUAUUUGGGAUUGUAG